UUCCGAGAGGGUGCGAGAAAAGAGUUUUCAUUUGGCGAGGAAUGGAGUCGCGCAGAAGUAUCUUAUGAAAGAAGAGCCAUGUGCUUUGCCAGGAGGCAUGUUGUCUUAUUACUGAGAGGAACGACUGCUAGUAUUAUGUAAGGAUGAUGGUCCAAAUUCGUUGGUUGCUUUUCUACGGGAUAUUUUGUACAGCUCUUUCUUUUACUGUCUUGGCUUACAAGAAACCUUCAUUUUGUGACCAAGAUGUUGAUCCGUUUUCAUUUUUGUGGACCAUCAAAAGAAAUCCUCCCUCCUACCUUUUUGGCACUAUCCAUGUACCUUACACCAAAGUGUGGGACUCGAUCCCAGUCAACGCCAAACAAGCCUUUGCCACUUCCACUCAAGUUUUCUUCGAACUGGACCUAGUGGACCCGACCACUGUGUCCGCCCUGUCUUCCUGCCAGCUGUUGCCACAAGGCAAGAAUCUAUCUGAUGUCCUCCCGGGAGAUCUGUACACUCGUCUCAAGAGACAUUUGGAGUACGUGCGAGGUAUGAUGCCUCAAUGGAUGACCAAAGAGGACCAGAGGGGGAGAGGAUUGUAUGCGGACUACCUGUUCAAUGCCAUUGCAGGAAACUGGGAGAGGAAGAGGCCAGUGUGGGUCAUGUUGAUGGUGAACUCUCUGACGGAAAGUGACGUGAGAUCCAGAGGCGUGCCUGUUUUGGAUUUGUACUUGGCGCAGGAAGCAGAGCGGUUAAAGAAAAAGACAGCGGCUGUCGAAAAGGUGGAAGAGCAGUGUUUGCCAUUGAACGGACUAAACUUUUCGCAGGUGCUGUUUGCUCUCAAUCACACACUUCUUCAACAUGAAUUGCGUGAAAGUGAGAUGCAGUCUUCUUACACCACCGAAGACCUUAUUCGGCAUUACAAUUGUGGUGACCUCAACUCGGAAGUGUUUGGACAAGACACUGCGCCUGUACCGAAUCUCUCGAAUAAUUCUUUAUCGGAGGAGGACGCCACUCUAGCACGAAACAUCGAUCUUUACUUUCGACAGGAGCUCAUCUACAACCGAAAUAAGAGGAUGGGAAGUAGAGUGGUGCAACUUAUGCAGCAAAAUCCCGACCAGAGUCUGUUCUUCGCCUUUGGAGCAGGCCAUUUCCUCGGUAAUAACACAAUUCUGGACUUCGUACAGGACCAUGGAUUCGAAGUGGAGCAUGUAUCAGUUUAUACUGAAAUUGAAAAAAGGGAAUCUCCCAAGCCCACUUCCAGUUUAGAUGAAAUGACACCAGGAUCGAGGCUUCCAAGUUUAUUAGAAACAAGCUCUAUUAAAAGCCAGGAUUCCCGCUUCAAUCAUCGACGAUAUACGACGAGUACUUCUGACAGCGUUUUAUGGAGAUCUGGAUCUCUUCUGGAGCAUAUUCUGUACAGUAGCAGUCCCUCCCCUGUGACCACUUACACACCGAAGCGCUUCAAUGAUCUCUGGGUACACCUGAAUACAUACGGGAAGAAGCUCAUUCAAGUUGGAGAAAUCUCUGCAAGAAGCAGCCAUGUUCAGCCACAUCAACAAGCUUUCCAAGCUCGGUUCGCGAAAAAUAAAGAGAAUGAUCAAAUGGUAUCUGAGAGCUCUAGGAUUCAAAUUGCACAACCUCUGCUACGGAUGAUGCUUCUUCUAUUAUUCAUUCAUUACAGUAUUGCAUUCCAGAUCCCUUCCCAAGUUGUUUGUUUGACUGGCAUAACCUGAGUUACUCAAAGGAUUUAUUUGUCAUAACCUUGAAAACAUGCAAAGAAAUUUCUCCAUCUGUUGAUAUAAAAACAUAAUAACUUUUCAUCCCCCUGGAGAGAUGCAUUAAUUAGAAUUCAGCGAUGUAUUUUUAUAAAGCAAAGUUGUAUCUGAAUAUUUGUUUUUCAAACUUUAAUUCCAAAAAAAGCAUAAUGUCUUAAUGCAAAAUAUUGAUAUAGCAAUGAGCGACUUGCUUAAUUGAAACUGAAUUCAUAGCAAAAAUCAUUGAAAUUGAAUAAAUAGAGAAUGAUUAUUCAUUUGAUGGAACUUGCCUUUAUUAUUCCAAUGUGAUUCUGUAAUAAUUUUAUGAUAAUAUUUGGUUAUAAAUGAUUGAUAUA
Messenger RNA from Argiope bruennichi, 2092 nucleotides. Its product is annotated as metalloprotease TIKI2-like. Gene Ontology annotation, molecular function: metalloendopeptidase activity. Gene Ontology annotation, cellular component: membrane. The record is from RefSeq and is a predicted model, not a curated record. The coding region runs from base 144 to 1715 and encodes 523 amino acids. Lineage: Eukaryota; Metazoa; Arthropoda; Arachnida; Araneae; Araneidae. Gene Ontology annotation, biological process: negative regulation of Wnt signaling pathway. The transcript has 7 exons.